Messenger RNA from Drosophila busckii, 1031 nucleotides. Its product is annotated as extensin-1-like. NCBI's taxonomy places the organism in Eukaryota, Metazoa, Arthropoda, Insecta, Diptera, Drosophilidae. The transcript is spliced from 2 exons. Bases 99 to 1031 code for a protein of 310 amino acids. The record is from RefSeq and is a predicted model, not a curated record.
CUGAAGCAGACGACGACGAGGUAUAAAUAAUCAGCUAGUCUUUAACGCCAGCACAGUGAUAUUUCGACAUUUGUGUUGUGAAUUUCAAGCUGAGCAACAUGAAACUUUUGAUCGCCCUCGCUUUGGUGGCAGCCGUCAGCGCUGAUGUCUCGCAUUUGUUCUCGCACAGCGACAACUUGCAUGAGGAUGGCUAUCACUACCAGGAGCCACUUAAGCCCUUCGUGAUUGACGUUCCCAGCGUGCCAGUGGUCCACCACACUCCCAUCGUCCACCACACUCCCAUCGUCCGUCAGCCAGAGGUCAUCGUGCACAAGCCCGACAAUGAGUACCUGCCACCCGCACCAGUUGUUCACCACCCAGUGGCUCCAGUUGUCCACCAUCCAGUGGCUCCCGUUGUCCACCACCCAGUGGCUCCAGUCGUCCAUCAUCCAGUGCCACUCCCAGUUGUGCACAAGAUCAACAACGAGUACUUGCCUCCUGUUCACAAGAUCGUGACUCCCGUUGUCCACCAUCCAGUGGCUCCCGUCGUCCACCACCCAGUUGCUCCAGUUGUCCACCACCCAGUGGCUCCAGUCGUGCCACCAUCCAGUGGCUCCCGUUGUCCACCACCCAGUGGCUUCCAAUUGUCUAUUGUCACAACCUGUGCCCAGUCCCAAAUUGUGCACAGCCCCAUCGUCGAUGUCCAGGCUAAGAGUCAACAACGAGUUACUGCCUGCCCGUUGCCAACCACCAGUGGCUCCAGGUGUUCCACCACCCAGGUGGCUCCAGUUGUCCACCACCCAGUUGCUCCAGUUGUCCACCACCCAGUUGCUCCAGUUGUGCACCACCCAGUUGCUCCAGUUGUCCACCACCCAGUGGCUCCAGUUGUCCACCAUCCAGUGGCACCUGUGGUUCCUGUUGUGCACAAGCCUGUGUUGCCCGUCUAUCACCCAGCUCCUGUCGUGCGUGUGCCAGAGCCUGUGUAUCACCCAGAGCCUGUCCACAAGGGCUACAGCUACCCCAACGACCCUCAGCCCGCAUUCAACUUUUAA